GGUUGGAUUUUCUUAAAGCAAAGAAAAUGAUCUACCCAGCCAUUAGUGAGGGUGUUUUUUUCUUCUCUCUGUUAAUGGAGUAGGUUGCCAAAAUAUUUUUUUAAGCAAUGUUCAACUGGGAAACCGACUGGACAGGAAAACAAAGUUCAACUUGAAUUCUGUCUAUAGAAAACGUUUGGAAUCACAGCGUUAUCGGGAAGAGUUAUGUCAUGAUGAAGUCCACACAGGAUAUAUCAGAGUAUCUGGACCUAAGUUAUCUGUCCACCGAUGAGGAAUUGGCAAUCCGGCAGGUGCUUCAGCGAGAUGAAAACCUCAAGAGACAAGAGACUGGACGCAUACGUCGUCUGCAUUACUCCAUUCCUGACCCUAAGAUGCUUAAAAUCAUGACUGGGCAGUGGUUUCAAGAGCUCAGGAAUCGUCGGUAUGGACGACAUUCAGAUGUGACAGAUGUUGUUAGGUCUUCAAUGAAGAAAAAGACAACAGUCCUUAGGAGUGAUCCUUCCUGCAAUGUUGGACAAACAGAAAACAAAGGAGCAGAAAAGGAGAACGACCCUCAAACCAAGACAUCUGAGAUUAAGAAACCAUAUCCCAGGUUCAUAAACCCAGUUGUUCAUGAAGAGGGUCACCAGCAGAAGAACAAUCUGGAAAACAGUGUUGAUACUGAAAACAACUCUGUUGCUGUUCCUGAAAAGAAACAUAAACUCUACAGGUCGCAUGAGGGGCCUGCUAGUGAGGAAAAACCCACAAAACCAUUUACAUCUUCAAAUCAACAUUGUACUAAACCAUACUUUAGUACAACUCACGCUGUCUACCAAUCACAAGACAGGAAACCUAGUCAAAGAAAAGAGACAGAAUCUGUUCACGCCACUCCUAUGUCUCUGCUCGGUCCUACAAACAUAUCCAGUAUGGACCCUCAAUCAAACUCAUCAACUGAAACUCUGGACACCAUUGCAAAUCUGAAAUCCAACAAUAAUCUGGUGGUUUUUGAAAUAAAGAAUGAACCAGAGAAGAAAAGCCCAGUUUCAUAUGCAGAUCCUUAUGAACCAACACAAGCACAGCUGAAAAGUACCCUUAUUGAAGCCAAGCCAAAAGACAUAAAGAUAGAAAUUGGAACAAAUAAAUCAAUAGUUGUUGAUGUUGAAAAUUCAGGAAAUGAGCCUUUAGCUAUUUUGUCUCUAGAGAUCUUGGCAACGAGGCCAAAGCCAGAGGUGAACUAUACCUCUACAAUGACGAAUACCACAGAGGUGUCACCUAGUACUGAGAUUCUGUCCUGGACAGAUAAUAAAUCCCAAAACAAGAGACCCGACUUUCAAGUUUUGAAAUAUGAUGAGUCCGCUAGCAUGCCAACCUCAGAGGCUAUGUUUCAGAAGGACCAACUGCUGCUUGAAAGUGAAGAUACUUCGGGGAUGGAUGUUGUUAGGCUUAACCAAAAUGUUUCAACGGAGAGCCAAGAACAAAAAGAUUACCAAAAUCAGAGUGAAACUGUAUCAUAUAAAAAUACAUUCUCUUUCCAGAGAAGUGUCCCAUCUCCUACCACUAAAGAAUCCACAGUAAUUGAAUGUCCUCAGUUCUCACCUGAAAAAUAUGUUCCUGUAGAUCCUUCAUUGGUUAGAAAACCAGUCAGUCUAGUUCUUUCUUCAGAAGAAUCUCCUCCAGUUGCUGUUCAUUUUCUUGAAGAAAUCAUUGUAUCAGACAAUCUCCUUACACAAAAUGAGAGUAAUGAGGAGGGUAAAGAAAAGUACAUUGUGAUGUAUAGUAAGGAUGGCCACUCAGGGACUGAAAUGCUUGGUAGUGGAAUGCAUGGAACAAAGAUAGCCCAUAGAGUUUCUCCAAAAGUGGUUGGUGAAGAAAAGAAAGGGGAACAGAUCCAUUUCUCAGAACAGAUGGAUGUAAAGAUGUCUGAAUCAUUAAGAAAAGCAGCAGAUGGACAGACUUUAGAUGAAGAUAAUGUGGGAAUAUUCAAGGAAUCUAAAAAUGAGACUAAGCAUUCCCUAAAUGGAGACAUUGGAAAAGUGAACCAGACAGGAAAACUCCAUAUUCCUGCAAUAGUGGUCAAUUCAUCUGAAUCUCCAGUGACGGAGAAAGCUAAAGAGCCUCCAGCUGUGUUGCAGAAACCCCAAACAAUGGCUGCUACACUCAUGGACACUUGGGAGGAUGAGGAUCUGGACUCAGAUGAUGACCGCAGCUCUUUCUCCAGCUACGGAUCUGACAUUGUUGCUAAAAGAGGUUAUGGCACCAAUGCUCUGGCCAUCUCUGGGCGCACUGAAAGUCUAUUGAGUGUGUACAGUGAGGCAGGGGAUUUUGGGACUGUGACUGUCUGUGGAGCAGUGGAGUUUGCCCUGAAAUACACAGCGGCUGGUGAGCUAAUCAUCACAGUGGAGCAGUGUCAGGACCUGGCCUACGCUAACCCUCGCAAGCAACGCACUGACCCAUAUAUCAAGACCUAUCUUCACCCUGACAAAUCCCGCAAUAGCAAGAGGAAGACCUCGAUCAAGAAACGCACCAUUAACCCAGUGUAUGGUGGAGAGACAUUGAAAUACAAUAUGAAGAUGGAUGGUCUGAAAGGCCGGACCUUGAAACUGUCUGUGUGGCACAAUGACUUUAGAGGGAGAAAUGUUUUUUUGGGCCAGGUAAACAUAGACCUGAAGACCUGGGACUGGUGGCACGAGAGUCUUACCUGGUAUAACCUACAGCCCAAGAAUCCUGAAGGCCAGGAGUCUUAUGAAUGUCAUGGAAUCUUGAUAGUGGCACUGAAAUAUUCUCCCCCUGGUUCAACAGGUAAUGCCAAGGAUAUCUCAGGGGAGAUUCAUGUGUGGCUGAAGGAGGCCAGAAAUCUGCGUAGGCUGAAGCCUAAGGGUGUUGACUCCUUUGUGAAGUGUUACAUGUUACCGGACACGAGCAAGAAGAGCCGCCAGAAGACAGGGGUGGUGAAGAAGAACCAGGAGCCGGUGUAUAAUCAUGCCAUGGUCUAUGACGGUUUCCGUGCCGGAGAGGCCAGAGAGGCGUGCUGUGAGCUGACUGUGUGGGACCACAACACCCUCUCCAAUCAGUUCCUGGGAGGGGUCCGUCUCAGUCUGGGCACAGGACAAAGCUAUGGAAAAACAGUGGACUGGAUGGAUUCUGUCAAUGAAGAAAUUACUCUUUGGGAAAAGAUGCUAGCAAGUCCAGGUGCCUGGGUAGAGGGUGAGAUCCCCCUUCGCUCCUCUAUGACCCCAAGGAAAUAGAGUGAAGCAUUCUGGGAGUGCAACAUAUGGGUAUUGCUGCAGACUAACAUGUUUUAUUAUUUCUAUGAGUGACAUACGAUCAAAUCCCACUUCAGGACACUUCAGAUUUCUUCCCAUUUAAAGUAUAAUUUUCUAUGGAACUAUUCUGAAUCGAGAAAAAGUUCUGUAAACUGUUUUUACUUCUCAAGAAAUGUUCUUAUUGAAUUUUGCAGUAUAUUAUUCACAUUGGGAUGUAACGUUACAGAUCAAAAUAAUAAAUAAACAAAUAAAAAAUCACAUCUUGCAUAUCCUCCCUGGAGUUUUCUCAAUUUGAUCUCCAAUCUCAAUCAAUCAAAUGUAUUGUAUAAAGCUCUUUUUAAAUCAGCAGUUGUCACGUGGUUUUAUAGAUACCCAGCAUGAAAUCCCAAAGAGCAAGCAAUAAAAAGAGUAGGUGCGCAUUGGCUAGGAAAUCCUCCUAAGGAUGAAUCUUACAAAGAGACUUAGAGAGGAGAAAGACUGAGAGGUUGCGAGUCCUCUUCUGGCUGUACUGGCUGAAUAUUAUUGGAGUAUAUGUUAUUUUUGGCAACAACAAUUGCAUGUUAAGAUGAC
This is a messenger RNA of Esox lucius (northern pike), 3812 nucleotides long. Its product is annotated as synaptotagmin-like protein 2. Gene Ontology annotation, molecular function: neurexin family protein binding; small GTPase binding. The record is from RefSeq and is a predicted model, not a curated record. The transcript has 16 exons. Gene Ontology annotation, biological process: exocytosis; intracellular protein transport. Gene Ontology annotation, cellular component: exocytic vesicle; plasma membrane. Lineage: Eukaryota; Metazoa; Chordata; Actinopteri; Esociformes; Esocidae. Bases 210 to 3224 code for a protein of 1004 amino acids.